Cadophora gregata is the source of this 8204-nucleotide messenger RNA. RefSeq lists its product as uncharacterized. Gene Ontology annotation, molecular function: histidine phosphotransfer kinase activity; protein binding; phosphorelay sensor kinase activity. NCBI's taxonomy places the organism in Eukaryota, Fungi, Ascomycota, Leotiomycetes, Helotiales, Ploettnerulaceae. Gene Ontology annotation, biological process: signal transduction; protein autophosphorylation. The record is from RefSeq and is a predicted model, not a curated record. The coding region runs from base 1035 to 7487 and encodes 2150 amino acids. The transcript has a single exon.
UGACCGUGACCGUGACCGUGACCGUGACCGUGACCGUGCCCAACCCUGACUUUGACAAGGAGACCAGGACAGGGGAACAAGUGGCGUGUUGUCGACGUAAGUUAGAUUUUUCAGCGCGCGCAUACGGACGAACCGAACAGCCUCAACGGCAACCACCCGUAGCCCCCAAAAGAAAGCCGAUUUCCAAUACUAACACGAACACUGAGACUAUCACUAACACUAACACUAACAUUUCCAAAGUGUACCUGGCCUCAAUUCUUGACUCCGUUCCUGGUCCAGGGAGCGGCACCAGAGGAAGAAACGGGGUGCAAUAAUGGUCAACCACAGUACAGUACGCAAGAUCCCGGUGCCCCCCUGCCCUUCGUUUGCUGGCCCCUAAACGUUCUUGGGCAGGGGUUGGAUCUGUAACUGUUACUCGUACCUAGUCUCAAGAGCGUGUUCCUGGGCUGGCACACCAGGGCUGACUCCCCACUUGUGCCACCACGAGUCCACGGCGAGGAGCAUAGCAUGGCAUGGCAUGGCAUGGCAUGGCAAGCCCUUGAUCUUCACCCAUCCUCUCUUGCCUUGCUUGCUACCAACUACCAACCCUUGGCGACUGAAUUCUCUCCAUCGUAAAUCUCCCUUUCCUGAGACUGUCUGUAUUGGUGACUUGUGAACAUUCUUCUUAACUGAUGUCCGCUCGUCUGAUAUUGUGUUUAAUGCUAUUGUAACUCGAGUGAUUGCUCUUGCUGGUGUGGUGUUGUGUUGUCCCAAAGACAGGUCAGUAGUGUCGUCAUCCCGCUGCUUGACGAGCCAGCCAUCCCAAAGAACAGGCCGACGCAGAAUCUCGCCCCGUUGACAAAGAUCGAUCAACACACCACACCACGACGUAACAAAACCUCUCCCUCUCCGUUCCUGCACAAUACACGCUUCGACACUCGAAUCAGGUACAGGUGACCACUGCCCUCGAAUCGUGUCUGCGACAACAAUACCACGGCGCGCUGGAGCAAUAACAGAUCCCCGAGAUUGCAAGGGGCGUUUCCAGAGGUGACGGCAUGCCACCUUCAAAGCCAAAGUCUCCUCUGGACAAACCAUCCUCUUCGCACUCUCGCCGCCCAAGUAAUCCAAGACGUUCGAGCAGUGAAAAAUCUGCGACCAAGUCUUCAAAGCAUGGAGUAAAAUCAAGUUCGAGCUCGUCCAAGACCAAGGAUCCAAUGUCGGGCCUGGCCCCUGGUGCAAAGGCACCUUCACAUCCAGAUUCUAGCGACACAGAAAGAGAGGCGCUCGGAAGCUUAGAUAGUCCAAGAUCGCAAAAAUUCGAGGGCAUGCAAUCUUCGAGAGGCGACAUACCACAAUCAGAGGCCGUGACUGGGACAAACAAGGAGCGCGAACUAGAAGGUCAACAUGGCAAUUUCCAAAUACCACAAAACACGUCGCAGGAGGAGGUAGAACGCUUGAGAGCAGCCAUGAAUGCUCAGUUACAGCUUACGCAGUACCGUGAAAGGUUAGCGAAGCAGCUGGGUAGCAGAGAAGAAAAGGGGGUCAGCGGAAGUUUCACGCCGACAGGCAGAGCAAGAGUAUCUCCUAUCCACGAGGAAACCAUUUCACCAUCCCUGGAGGCAGCUUUUGAGACGCCCAUGUCUGUUGGACCAGAGACCGCAUCUACCGAGUCAGUCAGGACAAUUCGAGGUGGGAUGACUCCAGGACUGGGUGCAGUGAGAACUCCUUCGUAUCCAUUUCCUCCCAUGCGAACUCCAGGACAACUCAGUUUCAGCGGCCACCGACCAUUCACGGCUUUGUCUCCUACAGUAAAUCCUUCAAACUAUGCAGGCGGUUCUUUUGAUUCUGGUCUGCAAGAUCGCGUUCUUUCGGGUUCGGUUACACCAGCAUCAACAAUGAGAUUUCAGCCGCAAGGAGCUUCUGAGUCGCAGGAAGAUCUGAAUUUUGAGACCCCAAACCUUUAUGAUCUCAGUCUACUCUUGUCCUCCGAACCUGGCCUUGAUCCUUGGUGGACUACUGUUGUUCAGAUCAUGAGAAAUUUGUACCAGGCACAUCGAGUAACAUUAUCUGUACCUGCGGACACUACGGAUAUUGAGAAUGUUCCCUGGGGACAAAAAGCUACUUUCAAUGUCAUUGAAGAGGAUGAGUUGAGUCUUACUUACCUGCCACGUGGGAGCAGCUUGGUGCCGAGCAGUGUUGACACUAAUGACACGUCAAACUCAGAGGAUACAAAUCCAACCGAGGAGCCAGCUGGAGCGUCGUUAGAAACCCAGCGCGCAGCUUUGAGACCAGGUCUUUUGAGUAGACAUUCUUUCACUGCCUAUGAAGAGACGAAGCGGGAUCCCACUUCGACUUCCGAAGUCAGCAGAGCUGCUGUUUCUCGACCGAGUCCACUCAUCAGAGCUAAAAGCUAUCUUUCUGCUCGGCCUGAUAUGCCACCUCGGACAGCAACACUGCAAAAUGCCGAAUUGAGUCUCCAAUCUCUAAGAGAUCAUAUGGCAUUUGAGGAUGCGAAGCAGCCUUCCGAAGAAUGGGAGAAUCGAGUAAGCGCCAACAGGGAAGUCAAGGGACGAAUAUUCUCGGUGUUGCAAGCUUUGGAUUACGAAGCGGAGCCGUUGAUCGAUAACAAAGGCGUUUUACGAGUCGUCGAACGAGGAAAGGUCAUAGCCUUGACGCGGGAUUAUCCAUAUGUGGAGGCAACAAAGGACGAAAAGAGUGGAGGUAGCAAGUCAUCAUCCAGCCCUAGUAUGAAGUCCAAAGAAUCACCAAACGACCGAAACAAAAGCAACAAGUCUCCAGAUGUCGGUUCAAGGAUCUCAUCGUUUUUCGGGGGAAGGACUAGACGCUCAAGCCGAGGUGCGCGUACUUCAAGUGACAAAGGAAAGCUACCAGGAUCACGCAGCGUUGAAGAUGAAGAGCCUCAAUCGGCGCCGAAAUAUGAGGAGUAUGAACAAGCUCCACCAUCUCCAUGGUCCCAGUCGCCAGCUCCGUCUCCCGCAGUAAGAGUUGAGACCUCCGAGAAUCCGUUCUUCUCAAGCGCUCCUAUUGAUGAAGAAACAUUCAACCCUCGAGCCACAGCACCAGAUUACUCAGAUAUGCCACAACCUGAGACCAUUGGACUUGACAGAUCUUGGACGGUGUUGCAUAUUCCUUUGAUUCAUCCUUUGCUGUCUAAACCAGUGCAAUCAUUUCGUCUAGACGCGGCUGCAAUGGAAUUGAAAUCUGCGAAGGGCAAGACGGUGGAUUCUCAUCUGAAAGAUGUUGGAGACGACUAUACUAAAACCAGGGAAGAGACCAAGGGAAGGCAAACUCCCAUUGCAAUCCUCUCGAUUCUGAGCCCAGUAAUUCCUUACCCUUCGACGCUACGACAUUCCCUAGAACACUUGGCACCCCAUCUGGCAACCUCAUUUUCGCUGUGUCGACACUUCUCAAACCUUGAAACUGAGAUCGCGGGCUUGUCGAGGAAGCGUCCGCAGACAACCGGGUUUGGAGCUGUUGCAGGCGGACGAGCUGAUGAUAGAUUAAGGGCAGCGCAUCCAGCAUACUCCCCUGCUGAAGAAAUAUCAAUGCAACAUUCCACUGGCGGUAGCAUUACCAGUCCCAGUGACUAUUCUGGAGUCUCGAGAAGCACAGCUGGGUCUCAUUCAGGUACCCCAGGUUGGGAUCCUAGUAGUGUAGGGCUUUCCAUGGAAAAGCGAUCAAGUGGUGGCAGUCCCAAUUACACCGCAGGGGAAAGCUAUUUCAGCAGUAGAGCAAGACCAGGUGUGUCGCGAGUUGAGACCGGCUCGGCAAGUAGCAUCACUGGUGCACGGCGCACUUCUAAGGAAUCACCAUCUUCUACAGAUGCAAGGUCGCAAAAGCACUCGUGUACGUCGGAAGAGAAGCCUAGGGAGACUGAGACCGCUGCUGUUGAUCACGGUGACGACGAUGUAAAAGAGAAGCAUGCUUCACAGUAUGAAAGCUCCACGACGAGUACGCCUCGACAAGAGUCUCGAACUCGGCCGGUUGAAUCCGAGAAUAGAGAGGGUAGUCCUUCGCGGCAAGGUACAGAUUCACAACACUCUCCUCGGAGAUUAGCUAUGCGUACCGCGUCGAACCAAGGUACAGGAAAGCCAGAACGACAACAUACUCAGUUACACUCGUACGGUGCGGAUUUCGGUGCCACUUUCCAGUCUCUACCCACACCGUCAGGCAAAGGUCCUACAAUUGUUAAAAUACCAUCCCGAUCGGGCUCUAUAUCGAUUCCGCCAGACUACAUGCCGCCACCAUCAGAUCGCGUGAAGGGCAUUAUGCUGGACUCAUUACCUCUCCAUAUAUUCAUUGCUUUGCCACCUACCGGUGAGAUGGUCUGGGUCAACAGUCGAUAUCUGACUUACAGAGGCCAAAGUGUGAAAGAUUUGCACGAAGAUCCGUGGGCUAGUAUUCACUCAGAGGAGAGAGAUGAGUAUUUAAAGGCUUGGAGUCAUGCGAUUCGUACCGGAGAGCAAUUUUCUAUGCAGGUUCGCCUCAGAAGAUUCGAUGGAACUUAUCGUUGGUUCUACACCAGAGCUGUGGGUCUCCGAGACAGUCGUGGAGUCAUCGUCCAGUGGUAUGGCACUCACAUGGACAUUCAUGACCAGCAUAUUGCGGAAGUCAAAGCCGCUAGGCAAGAAGAAAUCGAGGCGUCGGAAGCCAAGCAUCGUCAGCUGGCAAAUCUCAUUCCACAAAUCAUCUUCUCAGCAACCGAAGAUCAAGGAGUGACCUUCGCAAACCAGCAAUGGCUUUCUUACACUGGGCAAGAAUUUGACCAUUCCCUCGGUCUUGGAUUCAUGGACUAUGUUCAUCCCGAGGACCUGGCAAGAUGCCAUGUUCCAAUAAUUCGUCCUCCGACACCAGACGAAUCCGCUUCAAAAUCUCGAGCAGAGCCCAGCCGAAACCCGUCUCAAUCAUCCUCAGGAGGGAAGAGCUCCAUCCACUCUAACGUAUCCUCGGCACCAACAGAGCGGACUAUCAAGGGGGUUUACCAAGCCCUUUCCAGAACCAAUAGCUCCAGCAGUGGAUCGACCUACGAGUUGCCCAGCGCUGACUUUUCCGAGCUCAUGAAGGCUGGCGUAAUCAAAGUCGAAAUUGAUGGCAAUGGCCGAACUUCUUAUAGCACGGAAGUUCGUCUCAGAUCCAAGUCUGGAGAGUACCGCUGGCAUCUCGUUCGUUGUGUUGAAGUUGACAAUAUCAACCUCGGCAGUGGAGAUGGAUCUUGGUUUGGUGCCUGCGCAGAUAUCAAUGAUCACAAGCUGCUUGAGAUGAAGCUCAAGGAAGCUAUGGACUCAAAGGGCAAGUUCCUGAGCAACAUGUCUCAUGAGAUUCGCACACCACUUAUUGGCAUCUCUGGCAUGAUUAGUUUCCUGCAAGACACCCCUCUCAACGACGAGCAGAUCGAUUACUGCAACACGAUCGCAUCUAGUGCUGAAGGCCUCUUGAAUAUUAUUAAUGAUAUCUUGGAUCUUGCGAAAGCUGACGCGGGCAUGAUGAAGCUUUCUCACGACUGGUUUCAUACUCGCUCUCUGGUAGAGGAAGUCAAUGAGAUGAUCUCGACAAUCGCCAUUACGAAACACCUCGAAGUCAAUUACGUCGUUGAUGUCGAUGUUCCGGAAAUGGUCAAAGGCGACCGAUUCCGCAUCCGUCAAGUCCUUCUAAAUGUCAUUGGCAACGCAAUCAAGUUCACAAGUGUUGGCGAAGUCUUCAGCCGAUGCAGAGUCAUAAAGGAUGCAGAAGAACUGGAGGAAAAUGAGGUCAUGCUUGAAUUCUCCAUCAUUGAUACCGGCCGUGGUUUUACACAAGAGGAAGCAGAGCUCAUAUUCAAACCGUUCAGUCAGAUUGAUGCGAGUAGCACGCGGACUCAAGGUGGUACCGGACUUGGCCUUGUUAUUUCUAGGCAGUUGGUAGAGCUUCAUGGUGGUCAGAUGGAGGGCACAGCGGUCCCAGGAAAAGGUUCUACCUUCACAUUCACAGCGAAGUUUCAGUUGCCCACAGAGGACGAUCAUCCAGAUCCGUCAACAACACCUGCUCUCAGUACAGUUCCAUCAACCCCAUCGGCUAGGGCGUCCUUGAAGUCCCAGAUCUCGUACGAGACAACAGCUCGCGCUAUCAGGCAGGCAGGUGGGAAUCCCAUCUUAGCCAGCAGAUUGAUUCAGUCCCCAGCAGAGGAGGGCCAAAGCCCGCGUACCGAGUCAUCUGGAACUGGGACAGAUCCAGUACCAUCGUCCGGGAGUUCGAAUCCCUCACUCAACUCGACUAGAUCACCCACAACACAGCGGUCAUCGAGCUCGUCCACUAAUCAAUCACUGGCUCAUUUCGGUGAGGCAGCUCGAUCAAUUGCGCCCGAUCCUUCGAGCAUGAAGUUGGAACUACCAGAAAGAACACUAUCAGACUCGCUAUCUACACCAUCUGAGUCACAAGGUGCUACGCCCACCCCAGCCACACUACUUGCUGCACAGGGCAGUUCCAUGUCUGAUAUCAAGCACUUCCGACCACCGAUGUACUCAAUCUUACUUAUUUGUCCUCAAACACAUAGUAGAGAAGCUACAACGCAGCACAUUGAGAUGACUCUUUCAAAGGACGUACCUCACAAGAUUACGGGCUUGGCAAGUGUUGACGAAGCACGUGCUAUGAUUGGUGGAGACAAUCCUGUCAUUUUUACGCACAUUGUUUUGAAUCUCGGCUCGUCUGAAGACAUCAUUACUUUGAUCGAUCAAAUUGUGGCAUCUGCUACUCUUCCUAACACUUCCAUAGUGGUCCUCUCCGACCCAGUACAGCGACAAGAAGUCAUCAGAAACACCGGAAAUGACUACGAUAAAUUGGCCAAGGACAACCAGCUUACAUUCAUCUACAAGCCAGUCAAGCCAUCCCGCUUUGCAGUCAUCUUCGACCCUGAUAAGGAGAGGGACCUGAGUACGGACCGAAACCGCUUCAGUGCUCAGCAGCAGGUUGCGAAUGCUCGACAGAAUUACCUCGACAUUGGCAAGCGACUUGGCAACAAGGGAUACAGAGUUUUGCUGGUCGAAGACAAUGCCACCAACCAGAAGGUGCUCAUGAAGUACCUAAGCAAGGUCGGGAUAGCAGUUGACUUGGCUCUGGACGGAGUCGAGUGCACCGAUCAAGUCUUCGCGAAGCCCCAUUCUUACUACUCCCUAAUUUUGGUACGUACAUGGAGUCCAACCACCCAUUCAUCAAGCCCGUCUAACAUCAUCCACAGUGCGAUCUUCACAUGCCAAACAAAGACGGCUACCAAGCCUGUCGCGAGAUCCGCAGAUGGGAGAAGCACGAAAAGUACUCUCGCAUGCCCAUCAUCGCACUCUCCGCAAAUGUCAUGGCCGACGUCCUCGAUAAAUGCAUCGAAGCAGGUUUCAGUAACUACAUCACCAAGCCAGUCGACUUCAAAGCCCUUAGCGCCCUCAUGGGUGAUCUCCUGGAUCCCGUCACACCUGCUGAAACAGGCACGACUACAACUUCAACCACUACGACCUAAAUAAUUUAUGCCUUCAUCACUUCAGCUACAACUACACCUACAGUUGUUUCUUCUUCUUUGACAUUUGAGCGCGUCCAGCAGCGCGGCACAUGCAUGCAUUUCUCGGCGUUUCGUUUGGGAUGAGAUUCCCCUUUUCCUUCAUCCUUCAUUAACUUUUUGUAAUUUGGGCAUUUUUGAGCAUAGCGUGCGCGUGUUUGCUGGCAGGAAGGCAAGGCGGGCGGGCCGGCCGGCCGGGUCUGGGUUGGGAAACAAAUCGAUUGAAAGCAAGUCAAAGGGGGACUUAAUGAGAUGGGCAGGUGGGACAAGCCCACCAAUAUUAAAAUCCAGAGUUUUGGUUGGACUAAGCCGCUGAUUCAUUCACAUAAGUUGAAUUCCAUCAACACAUGUAAAAUAUGUAUGAUUGUACGACUUUCCAUGUUCUCUUCUACGGCCCUUUUUCCUCUGGAUGCUUCUUUUGAAUCGAGAGGAGAGAGACGGACGGCUAGGAGAGAGGGAGGGAGGAUUUGUAGGAUAUUGAAAUUCUGCCGAUCUGAUACCACCCUGUCUCCUGUUGUUUCUCUUUCUCUUCUCUACAUCUCCUGAGGCGGGCGGACGGGGUUAGAGCUUAGAUAUCCCUUUGAUUUGGCCAUUUCCGAGAAGGGGUAUAUGCGGAUUACUUUCUUCUCUCUUCUUGUUGAGCGUGCAUGGAUGGGCGGAUGAAUGGUUAAAUGAAAGGAUGGAU